Messenger RNA from Asparagus officinalis (garden asparagus), 515 nucleotides. RefSeq names its product cysteine-rich and transmembrane domain-containing protein B-like. NCBI's taxonomy places the organism in Eukaryota, Viridiplantae, Streptophyta, Magnoliopsida, Asparagales, Asparagaceae. The transcript has 3 exons. Bases 103 to 342 code for a protein of 79 amino acids. Gene Ontology annotation, cellular component: plasma membrane. The record is from RefSeq and is a predicted model, not a curated record.
UGUGUGUCUUUCGCUGAACAACCUCUAUAUAAACCUCACUUCUUCAUCGUGCAAAACAUCUCCAAGCGCAUUCAAUCAAUACUCGAAUUCUGUGGCACCAAAAUGAGUUCCUACAAUCAGCAACAAGCUCCCACUGCCGAGACAAACUCGUACCCUCCGCAGGGACAGGCCUUUCCCGGUUACGUUGCACCUCCACCUCUAGGAUAUCCUGUUAAAGAUGGGGCUGUAAGUUCCCAGCAGGUUCCAGUUCAGACCAAGAGCCGUGGCGAUGAUGAUGAUGGCUUUUUGAAAGGAUGUUGUGCUGCCCUGUGUUGCUGCUGCGUCCUGGAUACAUGCUUUUGAGCAGGAGACCGUGACAAAGCUUUAUUUAUGCUGAAUAUUUAUAUUAGCAUCGUAAUGGGAUUAUACUUUUCUUCUGGUUCUGCUUGUACUAUUGUAUGAAUUUUCAAUUUGUAAUGGAGUUUGCAAUAAAUUGAUCAUGUGUUCUCUAUGGAGAAUAUUGUUGCUUAAUUAAA